AUGGGUGACACAAGGAAAAAGAAGAAGUUUUACUUCCGAAAACGUAGAAACAAAUAUUUUCUUGAAUCCGGCUUCAAAGGUUUUUUCUGCACAUGUAAUUUCCGAGAAAAAGACUGCGUUAAAGAAAUGUACAACUUGCUGAAUGAAUAUGCUGAGAAACUGUACCCAGAUUCGGGAGGUGAUCAGCCUCAACUGACAGCCACAGCAGAGGAGAAUUCCGCGAGCGAAUCUGAAGAAGAGACUGAUAUUGGUGACUUGCUUAAACGUGAAGUGGAAUCAAUGAAAAGAAAUUCUCAAAAGUCACUGAAACACAAAAGGUUUCAAGUAGUUGAGACAGGGGCUUCUAACUGUAUUUUCAUUAAAACCAAUUUACCUAGUCCAGAAGAAAUUACAACAGCUAUUAUAAGGGAUUUGUCUGCAACAAAGAUGCAGAAAACAAGACAUGUGCUUCGUUUAUUACCAAUAAUGGCAACUUGCAAGGCUAACUUACCUGAUAUUAUGGAAUGUGCUGGAAAACUUUUUGAUAAAUAUUUCCUUAAAGAAGCAUCAACAUUUGCUGUUAUCUUUAACAAACGGUUCAAUAGUAGUGUGUCUCGGGAUUUAAUAAUCAAAGAGCUUGCAGAAUUAAUAGUCCUUAAAAAUAGCAACAACAAAGCUGAUCUAAAGAAUCCAAGUCUUUGUAUUAUAGUGGAAAUUAUCAAAGGCAUUUGCCUUUUAAGUGUUGUAGACAAUUACUUUUUGUAUAAGAAAUAUAAUUUACAUGAGUUAUGUAAGGAGGAAUCAAGCAAUGACUCUGAAGGGACUCAAGCUAAGAAAUUUAAGAGUGAAGAUGAAAAUGAUAAAUAA
Molecule: messenger RNA, 846 nt
Organism: Parnassius mnemosyne (clouded apollo)
Lineage: Eukaryota; Metazoa; Arthropoda; Insecta; Lepidoptera; Papilionidae
Source: the annotation of a GenBank genome assembly